UCGAAGAAGAAUCCGUAGGAGUCCUGCUCGAAGCCACAUCACACGAGUUUCCACACGGAACUUUUUACGUGCGGACCAACAUUGCGGAAGUUGUAUACCAUGUUUGUGGAGGUCAAUUGAUAUCGCUUUUUCAGGUAAAAAGUGUUGGACCUGCUGGUCGUCACGGAGCCAUGGUGAAGAAAAAGAGGCUUCGUCUUAUAGCGGAGAUGGCUCGCAAGAUCCGAGCCUAUCGAGAGCUGAAAAGCCGACCGCGGGAGUCCCAGAAGUACGCCCUCGACUAUGAGACUAUGAAGCGGCCCCAUACUGGGAAGAUGCUGCCCGUGCUGGCUUGGCAGGAUGUCCGCCGAGAGAGCCGCCUCUUCUCCUUGCUGGCCGGUAUGAGGAUGUUCGGUGUGGGCCGAAUGUUCACCCGCAAGUCGUGGCUGGAGGACCACGCAGAGCCCAGUUACUGGAAGAUCACCAAAGUUAAGGUGGACUACACAGCUGAGAACAUGGAUCAUGGCAAGGCCUGGGGCAUCCUCACCUAUAAAGGAAAAGCCGAGAGUGAGGUCAAAGAAGUGGACAAGGUGAUGUACCAUGACUGGCGCCUCAUUCCGAAACACGCUGAGCAACAAUUCAAGGAUUUUGUUCCUGGACUGGAGCCGCCUGUGCGUCACGUCCCUUACCCUCCGCUGCUCCGUGCCAUGAAGCUGACGCGACACAAGAAAACAGAAGACGGUGUCCUGGCGGAGGAGCCUCUGCUGCCUUUAGAGAGAGAUGUUGUGCUCACCAAAGACUAUUUCCAAAGUCAAGACCAAGGGAAGAAGGUGAGAGAGGAGACGGCGGUGUGACAUCCUCGGCUGUCUCUUGGAAGGACUCCAAUCAUAAUUUUCAUAACUUCAACCAAUUUCUGUGAUUAAAGUGUGUCUUGUCAAAUGUUAUUAAAGUUAGA
Molecule: messenger RNA, 931 nt
Organism: Doryrhamphus excisus (bluestripe pipefish)
Lineage: Eukaryota; Metazoa; Chordata; Actinopteri; Syngnathiformes; Syngnathidae
Gene: mrps34
Product: mitochondrial ribosomal protein S34
Cellular component (GO): mitochondrion
Molecular function (GO): structural constituent of ribosome
Source: RefSeq, a predicted model, not a curated record